Messenger RNA from Jatropha curcas, 988 nucleotides. NCBI's taxonomy places the organism in Eukaryota, Viridiplantae, Streptophyta, Magnoliopsida, Malpighiales, Euphorbiaceae. The record is from RefSeq and is a predicted model, not a curated record.
UUGCCCAGAACUAGUCAAUGUAGCGCCAAGACUGAAGGGAUCGUGCAAGAGCUAUUUCAAUUUUAUGAAUUGUUCCAACUUGGGUUAUGUUUAUGGGGAAAAAUGUGAGGCUUCUGCAAUAAAGGUAGCACUUGAGCUGCUGAAACAUCAUGUUCGCAAGGUAUCAUUCACUGAAUUUACUGUUAUUAUUCCUGGAGGUGGGAUUCCAGUGUGGUCUGAGCACGAGCAGAGUCACCCUUCAAAGAGUAUCAAUCUGCCUGGAGAUUGGUACAAGGAAAGUUUGAGGGGUUUAGCUUUUUGGGCUGUUUUUGAAGUCGACGACUAUGACUCUGAUAAUGGUACAGCCAUGGAAAUGCAAUGCGGAUUUGAACUUUAUUUGGUGCAUAACAACUACAAGGUGAUUCCUGAUACUGGAUUUUUUAUAAAUAGAAGUAGCAAGGUUGUGUCAGAUCAUUUGUGGUUGCAUUAUAUACCGUCAUGUUCAUUCAGUACGACAAGGAAGAUGGGUAGUUGGACUCAGCUAAAGGCUGUUCUGCUCACUCGUGGCAAAGGCUUGCGGGUGAAAAAGUGUGGCGUGUACCCAAUGUGCUGUUUGCCCAAUGGGAGAGUAGCUAUUUAGAGGAUAGUCAAGGCAAGAUUUUUUUUUUUUUUUUUUCCUUCACUGGGAUGAAAGUUAUAACAAUAGUAAAUAAUUUCUCAGUAAUUUUUUUCCAAAACCCAUGGACUAAAGUAAAGAGGUGAAGCAUGAUUUUAUUGAAUGCAAUUGCUUCCCAAUGAAAUAUACUCGUAUAGGUUAGCUGGUUUUGCAGUAAGGAAAUUUUAUGCUGAGAAAUAUACUAGAAUGAUGAACGUUCUCAUUGGCAAUUUCUCAAACAAUUUUAUGCUGAGAGCACUUGAUUGAAAUAAAUCAAUAAAUCAUCCUGUAGUCCAUAAGCAAUUCACCUAAAUCAUCCUUACACUCUAGAUUUUCAGUUUUCUUUUCCGCCUA